UUUAAAAAUUUUGUGUAAUCAAAUUUGUCAAUCUUUUAUGACUUAAUUGUCCUAAGACAGAAUUUCCCUACUCCAAGAUUAUUAAAAAACAAUUUUUCCCAUGUGUUAUUCUAUUUUUUAUUCUAGUUCGUUAAGGUUCUCCCCCACUCUCUCCCCAUUUAACUCUUAGACUCACCUAUAAUUUAUUUUUGUGUAAGAUGUGAGGUAUGGAUCCACCUAUUUUUCUCCACAUGACUAAUAACAUCUUUCCCCCACUGAUUUGCAGUGUCACUUUUACACUAUGUCCUCUUGAUUAAAAGCCAUUAUUCAAAGUGUUUGCUGACUCAGUUGAAAACAAUUUUAAUUAUUAGCUUUAAUUUUUUUUAAGAUUGGUAGGUGUCUGGAGCAGUGCUUUCUGAACUCUUGGGGAACCUGUCAGGAUUCUGUAAGAACUAUAGUCCACUUACCUCCUGACAAAUCCUGUUGUAAGCUGCUGUCACUGAGGACAAUGCGUCUUGCCCGAGUGUGUUAGAGUCAAAAAGUCAUUUUUAACCACUGGUCUAGGGAUUUCCCCUUAGAGGAGGGCUUGUCUUUUACACAGUCUUAUAAAUUUCACCUGUGGCCAGAGGCCCAGCUAGUGAUUCUAGAGUUGUUACUUUAAGGAGAAAUGAGCCUCAGCAAGAGCCCAGAAGUUAGAACCUUUCCAAAGGAAACUAAACUUGGCACUUUUGUGUCAUUAGUGUCUGAUCCUCAAGUUGUCUUCCCACUUUAGAAUUGUAGUCAAUUUCUACAGUUUUACUUUGAUAAAUUUACCUUGGUGGAGUCUGUCCUUCAGGGGAGGCGAACUACUGGAUGAGGCUGUAUUAUGACUGUAUUUUGGCACUACUUAGAGCUGGGGGUAUAGAGAUGAAAGUCAUCUCUUUUAAAUGAAACUGUUUAAAGUCAGAAAAGAGUGUGGCCCUUUAAAAAGUAGAAUUCUCAGGGUACCCCUGACUAUAAGGGGUAGAGGAGGAGGCCUAUCCUGUAGGUCUGAUGCCACAGACUAGGGUGGACAGCCCCAGAGUGUUCUGUCAAGUGUUUGAGCUGCCCGUUUGGCUUGGUAGGGGAGGAUGCACAAUGGCUCUUAAUUUCAUCUGAUAUUAUGAAAUUAUUCCUUUAGUUGAGGUACUCAAGGAGUAGCUUGUUACAUUGAACUUUGGGGUGGCAAGUGUUCCCUGUGCUUGCAAGUCCCAGUGGCCGUGACACCUUGACAGAGCAUCUGGUGCUGACUUCUUUCUCUGUUGUUUGUCGACCCUUGAGCAUCUCACCCACUAGAGGAGCUAGGUGCAGGUGUGAAAGAGUGAGGGAAGCUGGUAUUGCUGUGAAAGGACUUUUGUUUUUUGCUUUUACCUUUGGGGUAUGCUAUUUUUAUAUUUUUAUUAGUUCGUUCCAGAGACUGUUCCCGACACUUGAAAAAGUUAAUUUAUAAAGGAUACAGCGGAACUCCAUUUAAAUGGUUGUGUUGAGGUAAAGAAAUGAUAUCUACUUUAUCGGCUUCAUUAUACAUCGUAAUUGCCUAAUUUGUUCCAUGUGCUUGUGAUGUCUGGGGGGCAAGCCCAUGGUACAGUAAUGAGCUGUGGCUAAUGCAUUUCUACCAUAUUAAAUAUCAUGAUUUAAGGGAAGCUCUUCACCCAGAUUUCUAUAUAUCCAGCUACUGAUAAGUUUUCCUUCCUGUGCCAUUUUCACUCCUCAAAAGUCACAUUGUUAGUACAGUCAUGCUAGCAUGCCCUUGAAUAAACUCCACAUCUGAGUCCUCAAAGCAGAUUGCAGGUAGCUGCCUGCCCCUUUGCACAGUGUUAGCCAUGGAUGCCACCUUUUGUAAGCUCUUGCCCCUCUCUUCCUCCUGGCCCCUCCAUCAUGAGCCCUCUCCACUGAAGUUCCACUCAGAUGGAUUGCACCCGCCUGGAUCAUUCAGCAUCCCUACAAAUUUGCCCACCAGGAAGGUCUCACAUCAGGGGCUACUCACCCCUUCCAGGCCCUUCCCGAGAAAAAGAAGUCUCCUUCCAUGUGGCAGCAGUCAAUUUUCUAUUUGUUUGGCCUGUGACUGACAGGAAGGGAAGUUUGGGGGAACUGAAGAGGAGAUGGCAGUUUUUGCGGAGAAAAACAUUUGUAGAAAUCACCCCUUCUGCCUUCAUCGGGCGUGUCCCUCUUCUGGGCAUCUCUUCAGGAUUUCAUUCCUCCGUCCAACUGCCGUUUCCCAACUGCCCUUUCCAACUGCUCCAGAACUCUUGGCCCUGGCAUUCCGUGAUGUAGAUUAUUCCACGCAUGGCUCGGAAUGGGUGCUAAGCAGUGUUGCCAGGUGUCUGAUCACUAGUUUGUCAUGGAUGAUGAUGAUGACUCGUGUCUCCUUGAUCUUAUUGGAGACCCACAAGCAUUGAACUAUUUUCUACAUGGACCUAGUAAUAAAUCUAGCAAUGAUGACUUGACUAAUGCAGGAUACUCUGCAGCCAAUUCAAACUCAAUUUUCGCCAACUCUAGUAAUGCUGAUCCUAAGUCAUCCCUCAAAGCUGUAAGCAACCAACUUGGAGAAGGGCCUAGUGAUGGACUGCCACUUUCAAGUAGCCUUCAGUUUCUUGAAGAUGAACUUGAGUCUUCUCCUCUUCCUGAUCUCAGUGAGGACCAACCUUUCGACAUUCUUCAGAAAUCCUUGCAGGAGGCCAAUAUCACUGAACAGACGUUGGCAGAAGAGGCAUAUCUGGAUGCCAGUAUAGGUUCAAGCCAACAGUUUGCACAAGCUCAGCUUCAUCCUUCUUCAUCAGCAUCCUUUACUCAGGCUUCUAAUGUUUCUAAUUACUCAGGUCAGACACUGCAGCCUAUCGGGGUGACCCACGUGCCUGUUGGAGCAUCAUUUGCAAGCAAUACAGUGGGUGUGCAACAUGGCUUCAUGCAACAUGUGGGGAUCAGUGUUCCCGGCCAGCAUUUGUCUAAUAGCAGUCAGAUUGGUGGUUCUGGUCAUAUCCAACUAAUUGGGUCGUUUGCUAAUCAACCUUCCAUGAUGACUAUUAAUAACCUAGAUGGCUCUCAAAUCAUAUUAAAGGGCAGCGGGCAGCAAGCUCCAUCAAAUGUGAGUGGAGGGCUUCUGGUUCAUAGACAGACCCCUAAUGGCAAUGCCUUGUUUGGGAACUCCAGUUCCAGCCCAGUAGCACAGCCUGUUACCGUUCCAUUUAACAGCACAAAUUUUCAAGCAUCUUUACCUGUGCAUAACAUCAUCAUACAAAGGGGUCUUGCACCAAAUUCAAAUAAAGUCCCAAUUAAUAUCCAGCCAAAGCCUCUCCAGAUGGGUCAGCAAAACACAUACAAUGUGAACAAUCUGGGAAUACAGCAGCACCAUGUUCAACAAGGGAUCUCUUUUGCCUCUGCCAGCUCACCCCAGGGCUCGGUAGUUGGUCCGCACAUGUCUGUGAACAUUGUAAACCAACAGAACACAAGAAAACCAGUCACCUCACAGGCCGUGAGCAGCGCCGGUGGCAGUAUCGUCAUUCAUUCUCCCAUGGGCCAGCCUCACACACCCCAAAGUCAGUUCCUCAUACCUACAAGCCUUUCCGUCAGUUCCAACUCGGUACACCACGUCCAGACCAUAAAUGGGCAACUUGUUCAGACUCAGCCCUCUCAGCUCAUUUCUGGCCAAGUGGCCUCAGAGCAUGUCAUGUUGAACAGGAACUCUUCCAACAUGCUCAGGACCAACCAACCAUAUUCUGGACAGAUGCUUAACAGCCAGAAUAGCGCCGUCCAGCUAGUGUCUGGGCAGACGUUUGCUGCCUCCGGAAGUCCCAUGAUACUCAAUCAUGCCUCUCCCCAGAUUGCCGGUGGCCAGGUGCCCUUGCAGCAGGUGUCACCAACCGUGUUACACUUGUCACCUGGGCAGGGCAGCAUCUCCCAAGGACGACCUGGCUUCGCCACCAUGCCCUCGGUGACUAACAUGUCCGGACCUAGUCGGUUCCCUGUUGUCAGCUCAUCCAGCACUGCCCAUCCUAGCCUUGGGUCUACGGUUCAGUCAGGUGCAUCAGGAGUGAACUUCACAGGAGACCAGCUGACCCAGCCAAACAGGACUCCAUUACCAGUCAGUGUGUGUCAUCGUCUUCCAGUUUCUUCUUCCAAAUCUACCAGCACCUUCAGUAAUACGCCUGGAGCAGGAACACAGCAACAGUUCUUCUGUCAGGCUCAGAAAAAAUGUUUGAAUCAGACAUCCCCCAUUUCCACUUCCAAGAGCACAGAUGGCCUGAGGCCAGCGCAGAUCCCCGGCCUCUUGAGCACGGCACUGCCAGGGCAGGAUUCUGGAAGCAAAGUUAUACCAGUGUCCUUAGGAACCGCACAGCCACAGCAAGAGAAAGUGGUUGGAUCAUCUCCUGGCCAGCCGUCUGUUCAGGUGGACAGUCAUUCGGGAGGACAGAAGAGGCCUGCUGCAAAACAGCUAACUAAAGAAACUCUCAUUCUCCAGCAGUUACAGAGGGACCAAGCCCACGCUGUGACACCUGAUAAAAGUCAGUUCCGAUCACUAAGUGAUGCAGUACAGAGGCUACUCUCCUACCACGUGUGCCAGGGCUCUGUGCCCACAGAGGAAGACUUGAAGAAAGUCGACGAUGAAUUUGAAACAGUUGCCACUCAGCUCCUAAAAAGGACCCAAGCUAUGCUUAACAAAUACAGAUUCCUACUCCUAGAAGAUGCCAUGCGGAUCAAUCCCUCUGCUGAGAUGGUGAUGAUCGACAGAAUGUUCAACCAGGAGGAAAGAGCGUCUCUGUCCCGAGACAAGCGUCUAGCACUUGUAGACCCUGAGGGCUUUCAGGCAGAUUUCUGUUGUUCCCUCAAACUUGACAAAGCUGCUCACGAGACGCAGUUUGGCAGGAGUGACCACCAUGGCAGUAAAACAACCAGCUCUCUACAUCUGACAGCCAAGGCCCAGAGCAGAGACCGAGCCAAACCAGGCAUGGCAGAGCCAACGAAUCAUGACCAGUUUAAUUUAGUGCCUAAUCACAUCGUGGUCUCUGCGGAAGGAAACAUUUCUAAAAAAACGGAAUGCCUUGGCCGAGCACUGAAAUUUGACAAAGCGGGCUUAGUUCAGUACCGGAGUGCAUCUGAAGAGAAAACCAGCCGGAGAGAGUCCAUGAAGGCCAGCGAGUGCCCUCCUGGCCCCGAUGGGCACCGGAAAACCUCAUCCAGACUAGAUCAUGGUACUGAAAGCAAACUCUCAAGUAUCCUAGUAGAUUCUCACUUGGAGAUGACCUGUAACAAUUCCUUCCAAGACAAAACUCUGAGGAAUUCUCCAAAGAAUGAAGUUUUACACACAGACACCGUGAAAGGGUCAGGUGAGCCCCAGCCGGAUCUCCAGCUCACUAAGAGUUUAGAAACAACGUUUAAGAACAUCUUGGAACUCAAAAAGGCUGGGCGGCAGCCCCAUAACGACGCCGCGGUUAGUGGCUCUGUUGAGUUAGAUUUUCCCAACUUUUCUCCAAUGGCUUCGCAGGAAAACUGCCUGGAAAAGUUCAUCCCGGACCACAGUGAAGGUGUUGUAGAAACUGACUCCAUUUUAGAAGCAGCUGUAAAUAGUAUCCUAGAGUGUUAAUAGCAGCCGUCCUUCCCUGCCCCGCCCUGAGCCCCCACCCUGGACAAGUUGCAUUCUCUCCUGGCAAAAGCAAAUGGAAGCGGUCUCCUGUCUCCAGCCUGCUUGAUCUUUCAUCACAGGUCAUCCUUUCUAAUCUCAGUCCCAUUCUUUGUUUAAGAGCAAUACUCGGUGGAGGUUACAGGGAGAUCCUUUAGUAAAAUGAAUUCUUGUUAGAAAGCAGUCUGAAAGGCCCUACACAUCUCAAGUGUUACAAAAGUGCUUAUAGUUAUGUUUUUGUUUAUUUGUUUUAUAUUUCUGAAAACCCUGUAACUCAGUGAGAUCACAGUACGCACAGCCCUGGGUAAAAUUCUGACAAUCAUAAGUCAUUUGAAAAGAACAGACUCAUCAAAGAAAUUCAAACAGGACUGAUAGAAGCUACUUUUUAAAGAAUACCCCACUGCAUCUCCAGAUUUCUGGGUUUUUUGUUAUUGAGGGGGAGCCCACAGGGUUCCCCGACUCAGCCACCUCUGAGCAGUAGGUUCCUCGCCGCCCUGCUGGGGAGGCCGCAGCCCUGGUGUGAGCAGCAGGGGGCACACGAGCAGGGCACUUGCAGGGCUCCCAUGCUCGCUGUUCGAGUGCUUUCCCAAAGCUCCUGGAGCCAAACCCCAUGUUUUUCAGCAUAUGCAUGUUGAAUUUCAUCGAGGGAAUGCUCUGUUCAUUGCAACAGCAUGACUUGAUCUAACCUCACCAGGCUAAAUAAAGGAAAAUAGCAACCAGUUAGUGGCACAGUGUACAGGGGAGGCCGGGAUAGAGCCAUGAGGAAUAGAAUAUGUAUAUAUGUAAAAGCAUAUAUAUGUUAACUAUUGAGAAAAAACAAGCGCUUUGCAUUUUAUAAUUGGAUAGAAUCAACGUAUGCUGUAUGUUUUUGUUUGUUGCUGGAUUUUGUUUCAUUUAAUCUCUCUUCACACCCUUUCCAACAAAUAGCCAAGCGCCAAAAGCACUUUCAUUUGAAAACUGUGUUGUAAUUUUCAGUUAACCUUCAAGGGGACUUUGGCCUUGUUUAUGCUUCUUGUCUGAGAACAGUCGUCCACCCCCGGCAGCAGUCAUUACCAAAAUGCAGACAAACCAAAGGUAGCCAGCCAGCCCACCACUAAAAGGAAUGAUCUGAGACACAGGAUUCUCACUUGAGAGCCAAGGGGCAUAUGCCCCCAUCUCGGUUUGUGUUCGGCCCAUGUUCCGAUUAGUGAACAUGAUGUUGCUUUAUUUAUUUAUUUUUCCUUUCAGGGAGCUUUCCCCAUUUUCCCUUCUUGUAUACCUGCCCCAGCUCAUCCCAUUUCUGUUCUGACAUUCAUUCUCCAUGCCAUUGUAACCAUCAGGUACCUCCCACCAUUGGGAAAGCCACAUUCGGUGUUUUAUGUGCCCCUUCAGUCGCCUCUGUGUGCCUGGGUCUGGGUGUUCAGGUCCAGAGGGUAUUUUGGUUACAGUGUGUGCACACACCCUCUCUCUGUCACCUGCACGCACCCUUUCAUUUAUUCUGUGUAUCUCUCUGGCUUUAGAAGUGCACCCACUGGUCUCCACUCCAGCAUGUUGCCAGGAUCUGCUUCUGGCUGUCCCCAGACUGUGGAUGACCCCCAUUGCAUCAUGUCAGGCAUUUCUUUUCUAGAUUGGCCUGAGAUGGAAAGGAAAGCUUCUGAUUACCUGAAAACACAGCAACAGAAAACCUAGACCCUCCCUGCCCCCUUGUCCCGCCUCACAGAGAAAGCCUAUGAGACAGCCAGUCUUCGUAAGAGCAGCAUACCUUCUCCCCACCCCCAGCCCCCAGCCAAUAGAAAUUGGAAAAUCUGGGCCAUUUUAGGGUUACCAUUUUUUCCUCAUUUGUGCCAAUGUCCAAGUUGCAGAUUUCCCCUUUUUCCUGUAUUUUUACAUAUUAGAAAGAUGAAUUGACAUUGCCAGUUGGAGCUUUUCUGUUUGGGCAGCCCUGGGGUAACACCCUGCCCUGAACCCCAUGAUAUCACAGGCUCUUCCCUUAGGACUCAUGCUCCCUAAUUCCUAGCAAGACUUAAAGAUGGUCCCUCCUGAUCAAAUUCUUCACUUUGUGGAACUUUAACCUGGAAGCCUUCACAGUAGGCUACUGAUGAGUUACGUUAAUUACUGCCAGUCAGUGGAAUUCUUCACAGACAAGCUUCUCGUACAUUUGUCACCUCUUUCUUCCCUGUCGUGCCCUGCCGCCCCAACCCUAGCUUUCCCAGUAUACCAUCUUCAAGGGUUUUUAAAGUCCUAAUAUUUGUCUAGCAAAUGGAGAGCCUAAUUUACCAAAACGAAACUUGUAAAUGUUUGUGUCCUUGUAUGUAAGUUUACUUUUUAUGGAGAAAAAUUCUAGAUAAUGACAAAUGAAGAUUAUGAGAUGUAUUUUACUCCUGUGAUUAGAUUAUGCGCACAUGGGUCAUAACUCACAUGCCAUGCCGAGCUCCCUCUGGUAAAGGGUAAGAGAGCUCAGCCUUGGUUGGCCAGCGGUCGGUUGUUCAGGUUCAUUAGUCAGAGUUCAGUUUAAGAACUACUUGUACUCAGUAACAAAAAGCAUUUUCCUUUUUUUUUAUUCUGUUGUUGUGGAAAGCGCGUGUUCGUUACUAAGCAUUUGAUUUUCUGUGUCCUUAAGUACUGCCUAAAGAUAAAGCAAAUUUUAAACCGGCAAUUACAAAAAAAACUAUUUUAGCUCUGAAGAAUUUAGUAGACUUUGUUAGAUUAGGGAGGCCUUACAGACUGACUUGACUUAAAGAGGACGCGUCACUCACUGUCAAUGUGGUGUGGGCUUUAUUUGCUUAAAUACCUUCAUUUGUAUAGUAUGUCUCACUUGAAAUUGCUUUGUAUACAUUUUGUAAAAAUAUUUAUAAAAUGUUUUGUAAAAAAAAGUAUAACAAAUUGCAGUUUAUUUUGUUAUGUUGGAUAAAUACUGUUAAAAGAAACCAGUCAGUACCUAUAUUGUUAAUCCCUGGUUAGGAAAUGUUUAGUUGGAGAUUACAAAAUGAAACAACCAUUGCAAUACAGCCAAAGAUUUGGGAAAAUGUGCAACUGUGAUUGUCUUGAUUUU
Molecule: messenger RNA, 8645 nt
Organism: Manis pentadactyla (Chinese pangolin)
Lineage: Eukaryota; Metazoa; Chordata; Mammalia; Pholidota; Manidae
Gene: BICRAL
Product: BICRA like chromatin remodeling complex associated protein
Exons: 12
Coding region: 2339-5578 (1079 amino acids)
Biological process (GO): positive regulation of DNA-templated transcription
Cellular component (GO): SWI/SNF complex
Source: RefSeq, a predicted model, not a curated record